Molecule: messenger RNA, 1244 nt
Organism: Gadus macrocephalus (Pacific cod)
Lineage: Eukaryota; Metazoa; Chordata; Actinopteri; Gadiformes; Gadidae
Exons: 3
Coding region: 219-530 (103 amino acids)
Biological process (GO): vesicle fusion; vesicle-mediated transport; SNARE complex assembly
Cellular component (GO): SNARE complex; plasma membrane
Molecular function (GO): syntaxin binding; SNAP receptor activity
Source: RefSeq, a predicted model, not a curated record
UUGGGAGCCAAUGGAAAAUGAGUUUAUCAAUGUGUAACAACAGGAGAGGUAGGGCCUGGUGAAUUGUGGACACUGUGAACUCACAAUGUGACUCAGAGCCACCAGGAACACAGACCUAAUAAUUUGUUUACUAUGCUUACAAGAGCAAGACAAACGACUUUCUGAGGAUUUAUUUUGGUUCGAAGGAGGUCCCCUCUGACUCUUUAGGAUCUCUAACCAUGGCUAAUUACGAGCCUCAGGCCCCAGCCGCUGUCUCCUCCUCUAAGAUGGAACAGGUGCAGGGUCAGGUGAACGAGGUCAAAGUUAUCCUGAAAGACAACAUCGACAAAGUGUUGGAGAGGGGGGACAGAUUAGACGACUUGAUGGAUAAAACCGAGGACCUGCAAGCAACUGCGGACACUUUUCAGAGGACGUCCACUCGCGUCGCCAGAAAGUACUGGUGGAAAAACAUAAAGAUGAUGAUUAUAAUCGGAGUGAUCGUGCUAAUCAUUUUAAUCCUCAUCAUUCUCUUUGCCACCAAAACCAUAUAGCAGUAGCUUCUUUUGAUUUUUUUCAAAGAAACUAAUUCACCAAAGGCUUAAUUAGUUAAAGCAUAGUUCUGAAAGAACAUCAAGACUCAUCACACCAAUAACGAAGAUAUUUGUACAACUUGUGAUGGACAAGUAUUUGAAACUGUAAGGACUGUGAUCUUUUUUUAAUGUAAGCAUAUCAAAGAUGAAAGGUUGAACUGCUGUCUGACCUCAGAGCUAUGUAUAAAAGUGGGCAUUACUGUACUCCAUGAACUAACUUCACACUCCAAUACUCGAUCUUUGGUGCAACAUAGUGAUCCAAAAGGACACAACCCCAGAAUGUUGUAUUUAUUUUUUAUUAUUCCACGUGUUAUGUUUGUGUCCAUUCCACUGUAUAUAAGUAAACAAAUACUGCUUAAAUCUGUAACAAUGUAUAUAUUAUUAUAACUACAAUGAGGACUACGAUGGCAGGUAACUGAUUGAAUGUUUCCCAGCACAAAAAUCAAUAAUAUCCUAUUGGCUCAGCUUAUCCAGUACAUACUGCCAUUCAGAACUGGUUGAUGCAAAAAGUUGAUCACUUUAAAAGGAAAGUGGUGUCUUUCUUAGCAAUCCUGUUUUUUGCGUACCAAAACCCAGCAAAAAAGUCAAAUCUUUGACGAAUAGAAUAAAAUAAGGAUAGUGAUAAAAUUAUGUGAUUGGAGGACCACCUCUGAAUUAAAAACAAUGGACUGAAAA